Meriones unguiculatus (Mongolian gerbil) is the source of this 2079-nucleotide messenger RNA. RefSeq names its product dynactin subunit 6 (gene Dctn6). The record is from RefSeq and is a predicted model, not a curated record. NCBI's taxonomy places the organism in Eukaryota, Metazoa, Chordata, Mammalia, Rodentia, Muridae. Gene Ontology annotation, cellular component: dynactin complex. Gene Ontology annotation, molecular function: dynein complex binding. The coding region runs from base 1149 to 1724 and encodes 191 amino acids. Gene Ontology annotation, biological process: mitotic spindle organization. The transcript has 7 exons.
UCCCCCUGGAGCUGGAGUUACAGGAGGUUGUGAGCUACCUGACAUGGAUUCUGAGAACCAAAACUCCGGAAGAGCAGCAGUCGCUGUUAACUUCUGAGCCAUCUCUCCGGCUCUUAACAAACCCCAUGUUGUAGCCAAUCCCAUAAAUUAAAAUUUAGGUUUUUCCCCUGUUUGCACGGGCGACCUGUCACCUUUUUCAUAAACUAAAGAGGAACAGAUCUACCAUAAGUAGCCCUUGCACGACAGCAUACAUACACACAGCCUUCAAAGGAGGAGGCUGGCCCGUCAUUUGCUAGGUCUGGAUCUCCCAACUCCCAGCUGCCUGCUUCCCAUUGCCCCCCACCACCAUUACAGGGUGCAGUGGGUGCAGGGGGGAUGUUGGUAACCAUGUUUACUACAAAACCCAGCUGAGCUAGUAGUAACUAUAUUAAUAAUUAUGUUUUGCCUCCCUGAGAAGUGCGUUGCUUGACAUGACCAGUACCUGGGUUUCUCUUCAGGGCGUUAAAUAGGGCACGCUUUGGGAUCUCUUCUACCCUUAGCUACUCAUAAUGCUUACUUUGUGAAAAACUUAAAAGGAGGCAAGUUGUGAGAGGAAAUUAAAGGUAAAAUGAGAGCAUUUAUGGAAGCUAGGCAUGGUAUCGAAUGACUUUAAUCUCAGCUCUUGGGAGGCAGCCUGGUCUACAUAGCAACGUGGGGAGGCCAACGUAGUAAAACCCUAGUCAGGGUUAGGGGAGAAUUAUAGAAACUUUGACCAGAGUUUAAAGAAUGCUAUAUUUUAACACAAAGACUACUUUAAAUGAAAAGCAUCUAAUAUGUGACACUUAAAAGUGGUGGUCUAGGUGUGCUAGCACACACCUUUAAUCCCAGCACUCGGGAGGUAGAGGCAGGUGGAGUUACAAAUGAGUUCUAAUCUGAGGCCAGCCUGCUUUACAUAGAGAGUUCCUGUGCAGUUAGGGCUACAGAGAGAGACUUUGUCUCAAAACAAACAACAACAAAAACUCAGACCAAAUAAUAAAUAGAUAAUGGUGGGGUAACCAAAGAGAGCCAUUCAGUUAUCACAGGACAAAGAACUAGAGAGGCAGGGUGUUUGUGGGCCACUUUAAGCUAACAACUGAAAAUAGUGAUGUCAGAACAAUGAUGCCCCAGGAAUGAACUUUGCUUCAAGAAAUUUCUGCGUGAAGAUUGCUCCUGGAGCAGUUGUCUGUGUAGAGAGUGAAAUCAGAGGAGACGUAACCAUAGGCCCUAGGACAGUAAUCCACCCUAAAGCACGGAUCAUUGCGGAGGCUGGGCCGAUAAUUAUUGGUGAAGGCAACCUCAUAGAAGAGCAGGCCCUCAUCAUAAAUGCUCAUCCGGAUAAUAUCAUUCCAGACACUGAAGAUCCAGAACCCAAACCUAUGAUUAUUGGCACCAAUAAUGUGUUUGAAGUUGGCUGUCAUUCCCAAGCCAUGAAAAUGGGAGAUAAUAAUGUCAUUGAGUCAAAAGCAUAUGUAGGCAGAAACGUCAUCUUGACCAGUGGUUGCAUCAUCGGGGCGUGCUGCAACCUGAACACUUUUGAAGCCAUCCCUGAGAACACAGUGAUCUACGGUGCAGACUGCCUGCGACGGGUGCAGACGGAGCGGCCACAGCCCCAGACGCUGCAGCUGGAUUUCUUGAUGAAAAUCUUGCCCAAUUACCAUCACCUGAAGAAGACAAUGAAAGGCGGCUCAACUCCAGUUAAGAAUUAAGCUGUGAGGAGAGUGAGCCAUCUCUGCCAGCUUCUGAAGGACUCAGUGCGUUAGCGUCAUGUUGACUUUAUUGAGUUAUGGAUGUUAGUGUCAUGUUGACUUUACUGAGUUAUGGAUAUAGGUGGAUCCCCUUGUAACUACCUUUGUAAUUUAUAUGGAGUGUAUUGAUUCCCUGUCGUUGUUCUGGUAACUUAUAGACUCGGGUUUUCUUUUAUUAUACAAAAUAUUAGCUAUGCAUCUAUUAUGUAAAAGACUACCCAUGAUAUUAUGUUCAUAUUAUUAUGUUUAUAUUCUAAUGUAACCAUGUACCAUAAUAACUAAAUAAAAGUUUGACUACUUGCAUUAAUCUUCCCAA